CCUCAUGAUUGCUGAUCAGCAUGUAAAUGAGAGUGGAAUCCCAUAUAUACCUGGAAAACUGGCAUGCGACCCGCCAAUUAAUUAAUCCAAGAAAGUGAAAACGUGCAUUUCUGUUAGCCUAAUUUUAAUAAUGGCGACAGGUGAGAAAAGAGGAAAAAAAAAACGUAAUUUCUCAGAUACUGAGAUUGAAACACUUGUAGGGGAGGUGGAGGCUCGGAAAACUGUGUUAUUUGGUGGCCACAGCAGUGGGGUCACUAAUAAAAAGAAGCAGUGCGAGUGGCAAAGUAUUGCUUCUGCCGUCAAUUGUGUCAGUGGGACAGAACGGACAGUUGCAGAAUUAAAGAAAAAAUGGUCCGACCUGAAGGUGGAGGCAAAGAGAAAACUGUCCUCCCACCGCCAGAGCGUGGCUGCAACUGGUGGGGGCCCAUGUACAGCUGAUCUCACAUCAGUGGACAGCAAAAUCGCGGCUAUAAUUGGGGAGGUCAGCGUGUGUGGUAUUGUGUCGGAAAAGGAGGGAGACACUGACGUGACUGAAACCACAGAGGAGCAAGUCCUUCCGGAGUCUGAAGCUGUAAAUGAACAGGAGGUUCAGGGUGAGGGGUUCUCAGAUGCAGAUGCACAGCGUCCGGCUCAAAGCAGUGCCCCUUCUGCGUCUGGCACGUCCAAAAGUGGUCGGGUACUCACUGACGCAGUCCUGCAGUUACAGCGAGAGACAAUAAACGCUGUCAACGGGGUUGCAGAUGAGCUACGGCAGAUGAGAGAAGUGAUGCAAGAAAUUGCACAAUCAUUAAAAGAUGCAGUUAAAACAUGAA
Messenger RNA from Cyprinus carpio (common carp), 812 nucleotides. Its product is annotated as nuclear apoptosis-inducing factor 1-like. NCBI's taxonomy places the organism in Eukaryota, Metazoa, Chordata, Actinopteri, Cypriniformes, Cyprinidae. The record is from RefSeq and is a predicted model, not a curated record. Gene Ontology annotation, cellular component: nucleus.